Molecule: messenger RNA, 2024 nt
Organism: Medicago truncatula (barrel medic)
Lineage: Eukaryota; Viridiplantae; Streptophyta; Magnoliopsida; Fabales; Fabaceae
Exons: 6
Coding region: 42-1529 (495 amino acids)
Biological process (GO): rRNA processing
Cellular component (GO): small-subunit processome; nucleolus
Source: RefSeq, a predicted model, not a curated record
AACAGAUUAACAGAGCCUAGGUCUUCCCCAACUCAGCAAACAUGGCAGAGAAGAAGCGAAAGGAGAGAGGCGACGCCAACCGUCACACCGGAAAAAAGAAGUCGAAGAGGACUUCCGACAAUCAACGGAAGAAAACCUGUCCUCGAUUGCCUUCAUCAUUGAAAAAAGAGAUCGAACACUUAAACCCUACCCCCGUCGAUGUCAAUGAAAUCGACAGCGACGUUUACGAAUACGAAGAAGAACUACCCGAGGAAGAGUCCAGCAAGAAUAAACGUUACGACCCUGUAUCUGUCAAUGAUAAUAACGACCUUUCUUCUGAUUUUGAGGAUGUGAAUGUACAAUCUGAUGAUGACGGCAACAAUAUUAUUGGAAUUAAGAGGAAUGAAAUUGUUUCUGAUGAUGAUUCUCGGGAGGAAGAUGAUGGGAGACAUGAAAGGAUGGUAAAACUAAAUAUCCGUCUGCUCAGGCUGAGGGAGCCUUUUGAUGAGUCUGAAUAUAAUUCUAGUCAUGAUGUUGUGGAAGGUGAUGGACAUAUUAGUAUUGAGGAUCUCCUUAAUACUCUUCAAGACGCUCCUGAACAUUCAAGACUUCGGUUAAGAAAUCAACAAAUUGAGAAUAGUUCUAGAACUGUUCAUGCACCACUUCCAAAGGCAGAUCAAGCAAAGGUAGAAAGGAAGGUGGCGUAUGAAAUAUCAAAGAAACAAGUCACAAGGUGGCAAUCCAUUAUUCAGAGAAAUAGGGAGGCUCUUACUGUGUACUUUGAUGAAAAGAUAGAUCUAGGGUUUUCAACUAUAGGAGCUAUAGCUUCUGAAUUUAAACCCAUAACUGAAUUUGAGGGGAAAAUGGCUGCACUUGUUCAUCAUCACAAAGUUAUUGAAGUUCAUAAUAACGAUGGUGUUAGUCUUCUUGAUUUGGACGACAAGGUUACUAUAGAAGAUAAGAAGGAUAUGCAAAACCGGGCUGCUAAAUUGCGGAGCCAAAACCAGGCUGCUAAAUUGCAGAGCCUUCUUUUUCUUCAUGAAAUGAAGGCAAAGCGUGUUAAAAAGAUAAAGUCCAAAACAUAUCGUUUGUUAAAGAAAAAUAGAUUGAAAGCAAAGUCUUCUCAAUUGGAAAUGGAUCCGGAAGCUGCUAAUGAAUAUGCCAUGAAACAAGAAUGCCAGAGGGCGGAGGAACGCAUGACUCUGAGACACAAACAAAAAAGUCCAUGGCUUCAGCGUAAAAUGCAACGUGGUUUAGAUAAGCAGGACAUAGGAACUUGUGCUGCCGUGAAUGAACAUUUUCAAAGACACGAGGAACUGAUUAGAAAAAUGUAUAACAUGGACAGUAGCAGCAGUGAUGAUAGCACUUAUGAAGAGGAUAAUGAGAAUACCGCUGAUUCUGAUCUGGAUAAGGCAAACAAUAUUUUGCGAAAAGCAAAACAAAAGACGGUAGAAGUGCUGGAGGAAGAUGAUAAAAUGCCUAACUCGGGAUUGCCAUCCUUACCUUUUUAUGAUGCGUGGAUUGGAGAAAAGAAAAGAAGCAACUAUUAAAGAAGUCAACCUUACUGUACAAGAAUACGAAGAUUCCAUGAAGAAGCUGGAGGAUUCUGGCGGCUCAGAAGAUUCAAAAGUAGCAUCCACCAGUGGCAGAAGAGUAUUUGGAAUGGCUAAAGCCCAAACAAUUGAUGAUGAUAAUAAGGUGGAAUUACAGAAGUUUUGCAAUAACAGUGGUAGCAAGGAUGACUUUGAGGCCAAGAAAAGUUGCAACAUUGAGAAUGAGGGAAGUGAUCAUCUGCAGAAGGAUGUCGUCGAUGAUUCAUUCUUAAAUAAAGAGAAUAAUGAUACUCGCAAAGAAUCUGUUUUUAAUGUGAUUAAUUUCCUCUUUUCUUGGACUUCUCAGAUGUUUGUUUUACUUUAUGGGUAUAUAACGCAUUUUAUGCAUUUCUUGAAAUUUGAUCGCAGAACUUUGACGAGAUUGUAAAAAAUCUUGGGCCAAAAACUACAUAUGAAGUUUCCAUAUUUGCCUCAGAUACAUGGAAAAAGGUA